Salvia hispanica is the source of this 2828-nucleotide messenger RNA. The record is from RefSeq and is a predicted model, not a curated record. Lineage: Eukaryota; Viridiplantae; Streptophyta; Magnoliopsida; Lamiales; Lamiaceae.
CAUUUCUCGAUUUUUCACAAUUCAAAUUUGCACUCGAGUUUUUCCAGUGUCUUUGCGAUAGUGAUGAGUUCUAAUUCGGCUUCCCAAUCGAAACGGAGUUUGAAAUCGACGUCUUCAAACCCUUCUUCAUCCGAUGCCAAGAGGAAAAAGACCGCUCAGAAAACCCUCGGCAUGGCUUGGGGGGCGAAUUCUCGUUCCGCCUUCCGCAAGUCGCCAUUCACCGAUGUUGGCAGUUACAUGGCUGUGAAGAAUCAGAAAUUACACGAGCAGUUUGCUGCGGCUGCUUCAAGCUCUUCGUGCAGUGGGUCCAGUUCGGGGAAUAUAUUUUCUGGGGUCUCAAUUUUUGUUGAUGGAUAUACUGUUCCCUCAAGUCAGGAGCUCCGAGGAUAUAUGUUGAAGUAUGGAGGUCGCUUUGAAAAUUAUUUUUCAAGGCAUCGGGUCACACACAUAAUUUGCAGCAAUCUCCCUGACAGUAAAAUCAAGAAUUUGAGGGCUUUCAGCGGUGGGCUUCCAAUUGUUAAACCUGCGUGGCUGCUGGAAUCUGUUGCUGCUAAUAAACUUCUUAGUUGGACUCCUUAUCAACUUGAUCAACUUGCUGCUGAAAAUUGUAACCAAGCAAAGUUGUCUGCCUUCUUCUCUCUCCAAUACAACGAAGCACCAAAGAUUGCAAAUAUUUCUGUUGAUGAUUGUGAUAAUCAAUUAUUUAUUAAGAAGGAUGAAGGUUGUGCCUCUUUAGAACAAGCAGAAAGCUGCAACGAAGAAGAGAUUGACCCUGUGCAACUUAAGACUGAUAGCGUGAUGCCUGAAGGGCCAUCAUGUAGUGUAGAAAGUUCAUGUGAAGUAAAAGGUCUUGAACAGAGUGACUGUUCACCUUCAGAUAUGAAAAUUUCUGAUUUAGAGUACAAGUCUAGUCCAUGCAAGGCUUCUGUUUCUCAUUGCAGCAAUAGCCUUGAUAAUUUUAACUCUUGUGAAGCUUCAAGUUCAAGAAACUGUUUGCCCACUAAUCAACUCCACUCAACAAUCUCAGAUCCCAAUUUUGUGGAAAAUUAUUUUAAGAGUUCCAGGCUGCAUUUUAUUGGUACUUGGAGACACCGAUAUCGUAAGAAAUUUCCUAGCUUGUCUAAUGGGAUUACAUCCGGAGUUUCUAAUCUCUACAAUGCGGGUUCCAGUCUGAAAACUGGUGUACCGAAUGAGAAGAAAGUUGUGAUACACAUCGACAUGGACUGCUUCUUUGUUUCAGUAGUCAUCAGGAACCAUCCUGAAUUACAGGGGAAACCUGUUGCAGUCUGUCAUUCAGAUAAUCCCCGUGGCACAGCUGAAAUUUCAUCAGCCAAUUAUCCCGCCCGAGAAUAUGGAGUGAGGGCAGGAAUGUUUGUCAAAGAUGCUAAGAUUAGGUGCCCUCAGCUUGCAAUUGUUCCAUAUGACUUCAAAGCUUAUGAGAUGGUUGCAGAUCAGUUUUAUGACAUUCUUCACAAUCACUGCAACAAAGUGCAGGCUGUGAGCUGUGACGAAGCAUUCUUAGAUGUAUCUGACUCAAAAGUGGGGGACUAUGAGAUUUUAGCCUCGAUAAUCAGAAAGGAGAUUCUUGACACCACAGGAUGCACUGCUAGUGCAGGAAUUGCAGAAAAUAUGCUUAUGGCUCGCCUUGCCACAAGAACUGCAAAACCUGAUGGGCAGUUCCAUAUUCCUCCUGGAAAGGUGGAUGAUUAUUUAUACACACUUCCUGUUAAGGCACUUCCUGGUAUUGGACAUGUUUUGGAAGAAAAACUGAAGAAUAAGCAAAUUAGAACAUGUGGCCAAUUGCGUCCAAUUGCCAAGGAGUCCCUUCAAAAGGAUUUUGGAAUGAAAACUGGAGAGAUGCUGUGGAACUAUAGUAGGGGAAUAGACAGCCGACUGGUUGGAUUGAUUCAGGAAAGCAAGUCUGUUGGUGCAGACGUAAACUGGGGUGUCAGAUUCAAUAAUGCAAACGAUGUUCAGCAUUUUCUAACAAGUCUAUGCAAGGAGGUAGCACUUCGAUUGCAGGGAUGCGGAGUGCAAGGACGAACUUUUACACUCAAGUUAAAGAAGAAGAAAAGUGAUGCAGGAGAGCCAGUAAAGUACAUGGGCCAUGGGGACUGCGAGAAUCUGAGCCAUGCUAUAACGAUACCAAUGGCCACAGAUGAUGUUGGCGUGCUUCAGAGGUUGGCAACUCAGCUUUUUGGGCAUUUCCACAUAGAUGUUGGUGAUAUUCGAGGUGUGGGCUUACAGGUCUCAAAACUUGAAGGAGCCGGUGAUAGCAAACGUGGUAACAAACGAAAUUCCAUUCUUUCCUGGGUUUCCUCUACAUCAGCAAAGGAGCAGAACCAGAACCCAAUAAGCGAUCUUCCAAAAUGUGAUGCUUGGAGGCCAACCGAUGGUGUGUUCCGUCAGCCAGGCUCCAGCAUGAAAGGAUCCUCUAUUGAAACGCAAGCUGGCUUGUCCAGCUCUGAAACUGGCAUUCACAAUUCCACAGGCAUUCCUCCUCUUCAAGAUCUAGACGUGGCUGUUAUAGAGUCUUUACCCCCUGAAGUGGUUUCGGAAAUUAAUGAAAUGUAUGGAGGAAAGUUAUUAGGUUUCAUUUCUGCAUGUAAAAACAAAAUUAUCGAUACAAACAUCCAUGGUGCCUCAACAAAAAGUUGCGAAGGUGUAACAGUUGAGGAUAUGGGAUCUGUCUCAGAGGCACAUCUUUUGGAAUCAAAUAUCGUUACUACUGAUAAGUAAUGCGUGUUUCUAAGGUAAUGGGAUGUGACAAGGAAGAAGUUCCUGAUUUUGCUGCACCUGCUACUUUCUCUCGGAAAGAUAUCAUGCCC